ACACCCCUCAGCUUAUGCUGUGAGGGCGGCUGUUGUCCAGCAGGGGGCGGUGUGAUGAUGCUCAGCUCUCGGCGGAGCGCUGUUCAUCAGCAGCAGAAGAAAUAACCGGGAAACUGCGCUCUCGUGUUUACGGCCAGAGCGGUAAAUAGAGAAUUAAACUUCACUGACAGGAUCGAUCGCCAUGUCCCAGAGGAAGAAAGCGGUUUCAGCUUCACAGAACAAAACUCAGAGACGCUCUCAGGUAUCUCUGGAUGAGGAUGACGAGGAUGCUCAUUUUAGCCAGAUAACCUCAUCACAGGUCCAGCGAGCCCGAGAGAACUACACGUCUGACCAGAUCGACCGCAAGGUGGCAGAGGUGGUCCAGUUCAUCUUAAUUAAAGACCAAAAAAAAAUACCCAUUCGAAGAGCAGACAUUGGGAAACAUGUGAUAAAGGAAUACAAAGCCAUCUACACAGAAAUUAUGAACAGAGUUUUCCGCAAAUUUGAUCAGGUGUUUGGAUUAAAGCUGGUGGAGAUUGAUUCCAAAAAUCACAUUUAUAUCCUGAUUAAUAAGCUGGAGCCCAUUCAUGGAGAGCCAGUGAACAUGCGUCCUGGAAACCCAAAGACAGGCCUGCUGUUUGUCAUCCUGAGUGUCAUCUUCAUGAAGGGUGGUGUCGUUAAAGAGAAUACGGUGUGGAAUACGCUCAAGAAGCUGCGGGUGGAUCCAGGGGAAAAGCAUGACGAGUUUGGUGAUGUAAAAAAGGUGGUCACAGAUGAGUUUGUACGGCAGAAAUAUUUAGAGUAUGUGAAGAUCCCGCACACAGAUCCAGUGGAGUGUGAGUUUCGCUGGGGUCUGCGGGCAGAGAAGGAGGUGUCCAAACUCAAGCUACUGGACUUUGUUGGAGAGCUUUUUGAUCAGGAUCCUCAGAGCUGGACACAGCAGUUCAGAGACGCCAGUGCCGCUGAGACCAGCAGCCAGAGAUCAUGAACACCUUGUGAUGUGCAUUUAUUAGCCAUAUUUAAAUAGAGCUUCUUAUUUAAACUGAGGUUGAAGAAAAACAUGCUUUAAUACGGAAGAGUUUUUUGGAGCUCUCUUGUUUGUCAAAACAUUUUUUACACUUGUGAAAUAUUUUAAUUACAAUAUUUCUUGUUUAUAAAUAAAGUUAUUUUACAAUUC
Messenger RNA from Onychostoma macrolepis, 1156 nucleotides. It is a transcript of the gene ndnl2, whose product is annotated as necdin-like 2. Lineage: Eukaryota; Metazoa; Chordata; Actinopteri; Cypriniformes; Cyprinidae. Gene Ontology annotation, cellular component: nucleus. Bases 182 to 967 code for a protein of 261 amino acids. The record is from RefSeq and is a predicted model, not a curated record. The transcript is spliced from 11 exons.